CACUGCUACUACCGCGUUCUUUAAAAUAUAGAACACUAUCUACGCCGUUUGUUCUUCUGUUUUAUUGGGCCACCGUUUUGAUUGAAGACUAUAAUAGUAUUAUAACAUCAUUAUAGGCCUUCCGACUCAACGUUGGACUUUUGGCGCGGUUUGCUAUUGUAUAAUACUAUUGGACUCCGUCUUCCUCAUUACGUCAUUGGUGCAGUCACUUGCAGAGGAACAUCUGUCAAUCAAGUGAACUCAGUUUGUGGUCGUUGUUCUCACGAGGCAGUUCACAAGUAACAUUCACUCUAUAGUAACUGUUCAAAUUCCUGCAGUGCAACACCCAGUUACAGUAACUAUGCAAAGACUAACGGGAAAAAUAGUCAUAACACCUAAAAUAACUGACAGCGCACUGAACGACAAUAAAUUCAAACCUCGCAAGCCAUCGCCAGUAUGUUCAACAACAUUCGACUUUCUCCAAAGUACGAAUCAGCUGAGGCAAACUACAAACCUUGGGAAUAAACGUCUGGAAAAUGGAACAUAUACUUCAGGUAUAAAAAGUACUUCAAAUCAUAAACGGCCACAUGGUUGCACACAUAGACCUGAUAGUCUUCUUUGUCCAACUCCCAAGAUGUUAAUUAUACCUCUAUCGGAUGUUAUGAUCAAUGACAAUCAGUAGACGUUUUUGCAAUUCCUCCAGCUUUUCUGCCGGCAACGGUAAAUACACUAAAAAUGAUCGCAAAGUUGUUCAAUCUACUCCCCCUAUAACACAAUUCUUACCUCAGUCAAUCCCACUAGUAUUCAUGGAAAAAGUACUUGUGAUCUACCGGACACUACGUGGAGUUCUACUUCGUACCAGGUCGACAUAACAUGUUAUUCGAAACACUACAAGUGUGUGGAUGGGUCCAACAAGAACGAAAUCCAACUAGGGAGAAUAAUAUACUCGAUUUAUUAUUUACAAUCGAUAUACUCUUUCUCAGUGCACAUUGGUCAUGAUUUUUAUGAGCGAUCAUCUAGUCGUUUUUAGUAUUAUUCAUUAUCUAAACACUAUGCAAGUGAACUCUAAAGCUGCAACAAUGUACCAGAGCAGACAAUUCGAUCAACAAACGUGGAAGCGCACUGAAACUCUUAUUCUAUGCUUGCCAUGAGAAUCCUAUUUCACCACAAAUAAUAUUGACACUGCGCUUUCCAACUUACGCCACAACCUGACACAUUGCCUUGACUGCACUGCCCUAGUUAUCGUGUCAAUAUGAGCCAGAAUACUUUUAAAACUUGUAAGAAAAGGCUGAGAAAACCGAAAUAUCGC
Molecule: messenger RNA, 1288 nt
Organism: Schistosoma haematobium
Lineage: Eukaryota; Metazoa; Platyhelminthes; Trematoda; Strigeidida; Schistosomatidae
Exons: 2
Coding region: 341-661 (106 amino acids)
Source: RefSeq, a predicted model, not a curated record